Messenger RNA from Erythranthe guttata (spotted monkey flower), 1927 nucleotides. It is a transcript of the gene AGD7, whose product is annotated as ARF-GAP domain 7. Gene Ontology annotation, molecular function: GTPase activator activity. NCBI's taxonomy places the organism in Eukaryota, Viridiplantae, Streptophyta, Magnoliopsida, Lamiales, Phrymaceae. Gene Ontology annotation, biological process: vesicle-mediated transport. The record is from RefSeq and is a predicted model, not a curated record.
AUUUUGACGGUGUCGGCCCACUCUCUCUCUCUCUCUCUCUCUAAUUCUCCACAUGCUUUCAUCUCUUCAGAAAUCACAAAUGCGAUACAUGAUCUAAUCACUGUUUUCUCAAAAUCCCCCCAGAUCCGAUCCAAACCCGUACCCACCGACAUUCGCACCGUAUCCGGAUCCCGAUCGAAAUCCGAUCCGAUGGCUGCUUCGCGCCGGCUCCGGGAGCUCCAAUCGCAGGCGGGCAACAAGGUCUGCGUCGAUUGCUCCCAAAAGAACCCCCAAUGGGCAUCCGUAUCGUACGGCGUCUUCAUGUGCCUCGAGUGCUCCGGCAAGCACCGCGGCCUCGGCGUCCACAUCUCCUUCGUCCGAUCCGUAACCAUGGAUUCCUGGUCCGAGAUCCAGCUGAAGAAAAUGGAGCUCGGCGGGAACGAAAAGUUCAAUAAUUUCAUUUCGCAGUACGGAAUCCCUAAGGAAACCGACAUUGUAUCGAAAUACAACACGAAGGCCGCGUCGGUUUAUCGCGACCGCAUUCAAUCGCUCGCCGAGGGCAAACCGUGGCGGGAUCCUCCCGUCGAGAAGGAAACCCUAAGAUCGAGCAAUAAUGUGGGUAAUAGUUAUAGCAGUAAGCCCCCUCUGAGCAGCGGCGGCGGCGGCAGGAACGGAAAUUCAGGGAGCAAUUCGGGUUGGGAUAAUUGGGACAGUUUCGAUGAUGGAGGCUAUACUGGAAAUAAUGCCGGUAACAAUAACAACCUUAGGAGGAACAAUACCACCGGAGAGCUUAGGAGUUCCGGUGGUGGUGGUGGAAUUGCACCGUCGCGGUCCAGAUCCACUGAGGAUAUUCAUUCACGGUCUCAGUAUGAAGAAUCUGCGGCUAAUAAAGAGGGCUUCUUUGCGAGGAAGAUGGCGGAGAAUGAGUCGCGCCCAGAGGGCCUUCCCCCUUCUCAAGGUGGAAAGUAUGUUGGAUUUGGAUCAUCUCCCUCGCCGAUUCCGAGGAAUAAUUCGGAGGGGGAUGUUCUUUCGGUUGUUAGUCAGGGAUUUGGUAAGUUAUCUAUGGUGGCUGCAUCGGCCGCAAGUGUUGUUCAAGCUGGGACUAAGGAGCUCACUUCCAAGGUGAGAGAAGGUGGCUACGACCACAAGGUGAACGAAACUGUCAACGUUGUGACCACAAAGACUUCAGAAAUCGGGCAAAAGACAUGGGGUCUUAUGAGAGGUGUGAUGGCUUUAGCUUCUCAGAAAGUAGAGGAGUUCACAAAAGAAGGAGGCUCUGCUUGGCCUCGAAAAGAAAGUGAAUCCAAUGGUUAUUAUCAGGAUUUCAAUCACGAUUCUUCUAAAGGUUCGAUAAAUACUUCUACUGGAGCACAAUCUUCGACAGACAAGCAAUUUAGCUCCAAUUCUUGGGAUGAUUGGGAAACAAAAGACAGCAAGAAAGAAGAACAAUCGAAGGGGACAAAACCCCAUAAUGGAGAUAGCUGGGCUGGCUGGGAUGAUGGUAAAGACGAUGGAUUCGAUAGUUUUUAUCAGAGUGCAUCUGAUCAUAAGACGAAAGAUCAUAACGGAAAAUCAGAUUCCAACUGGGCUGAUGGAGGAUUCCUCUGAGGUUUUUUUUUUUUUUUUUUUUUGCAUGUCUUGUUCCUAUGCUGUUUCGAGAUUUUUAUUAUUUUUUCCCCUUUGCAGUUUUACUUAAAGUAGAAACUCAAUGUGAAGGGAUUGUUUUUCAUGAAAAUGGUAGAUAAAUUAAUGUAAAAUUGCUUGUACUAUGCCACCGGGAAAUUGCCGGUGAAAGACCACAUCCACAGGGAUUGCCUUUUCGUGUUGUGAAACUUUUUUUUUUUUUUUUGUGGGUAUUUUUAAGAUUUUAAAUAGAGAUUGUAUUCGAAUUUGUAAUUGCUUUAUCUACAUUUUGAUGUUUUACUUAUUUUUUCCCUUUUAAAUUCCA